Molecule: messenger RNA, 2258 nt
Organism: Globicephala melas (long-finned pilot whale)
Lineage: Eukaryota; Metazoa; Chordata; Mammalia; Artiodactyla; Delphinidae
Gene: RAB21
Product: RAB21, member RAS oncogene family
Biological process (GO): Rab protein signal transduction
Cellular component (GO): endosome; Golgi apparatus
Molecular function (GO): GTPase activity; GTP binding
Source: RefSeq, a predicted model, not a curated record
AUUAGAGGGAGGCGGAGAGGGAGUGCUGUUCGCCUUUCCUCGGGUGCCUGACGUGGUGGCUGGGGCCCUUCAUUCUCGGACUUUCCCUCGGCCUUUCCAGGCCUCGCCCGGAGGCGGGAGUGGAGACGGCGCCCGGGGCUGGCAGCUCCGGUGCGGAGGGGCUGCGCCGGCCGCGGCUGUGAAGGCGCUGCGGCGGCUGUGGAGAGCUCGGCGCGGCUCUAGGGCUCCGGCGGCGGGGACGCGACGGGAUGGCUGCGGCCGGCGGCGGCGGGGCGGCGGCCGGGCGAGCCUACUCGUUCAAGGUGGUGCUGCUGGGGGAAGGCUGCGUGGGAAAGACGUCGCUGGUGCUGCGCUACUGCGAAAACAAGUUCAACGACAAGCACAUCACCACUCUGCAGGCAUCAUUCUUAACAAAGAAGUUAAAUAUUGGUGGGAAAAGAGUAAAUCUUGCUAUAUGGGAUACAGCAGGUCAAGAGAGAUUCCAUGCAUUGGGUCCAAUUUACUACAGAGAUUCAAAUGGAGCUAUUUUAGUUUAUGAUAUAACAGAUGAAGAUUCGUUUCAGAAGGUUAAAAACUGGGUCAAAGAAUUACGGAAAAUGUUGGGAAAUGAAAUCUGUUUAUGUAUAGUUGGUAAUAAAAUAGACUUGGAGAAGGAGAGACAUGUUUCCAUUCAAGAAGCAGAAUCGUAUGCAGAAUCUGUGGGAGCGAAACAUUAUCAUACUUCAGCCAAACAGAACAAAGGAAUUGAGGAACUUUUUCUUGACCUUUGUAAAAGGAUGAUAGAAACGGCACAAGUGGAUGAAAGGGCAAAAGGCAAUGGCUCCAGUCAACCAGGAGCUGCAAGGCGAGGUGUACAAAUUAUUGAUGAUGAACCUCAAGCCCAGAGCGGUGGCGGAGGGUGCUGUUCUUCUGGAUAACUGUUCACCCCUAAGGAAUAAAAUAACAAACUGUGGAUCCUUGCCCUCAACACAAAGACUGCCAUAUUCCAAGUCACAUUAUUUUACCAAUGGAAUUAGAGAGUUAACAGUAUUUUAAAUUACGUUUAUAACACUGCAGAGACCUUAAGUGCUAAACUUAGUGGGGUUCGUGACCAGAGAAUUGGCAUUUUCUACACAUGUUAACAAAGCAGUUACCAAUGGCCUUUUUACAUAUUUUUUUUCUUUAACAAGGAGUAAUAUGCAUGUAGAAAAGACCUACUUAAAGGCUUCAUUUAUAUUCUUUUAAAUCAAAUCUUUAUUUAAUAACUUAUAUAUGUUGUUGAAAUGGUAUACAUUUUUGCAGUCCUUUGUAUUUUGUGGUAGUUUGAAUUGUAUCACUUCUAAACAGCAAACUGUUUUUCUUUUUUUUAAAAUUAGCAGAUACCUGAAGUACUAUUUUUGCAGGGUUUGCACAGGCCCCUAACUGUCUACUACACUUUGAUAUAAUCUAUAUUCAUCCUGUAUGCUGAGCUGAUAAAAUACAUUGUAAAUUACAUAUUAAAUAUUUUAUCUGCUUUUACAAGCGCAAGGUGCAAAAAUAUAUACAGUAGUCUCAUUGAUGACUGUAAAGUGAAUUAACAUUUGGUGAUAAUGUCUAAGCUUUUUGACUCUGAUCAUAGCUCCCCUUCACUUUUGUCUUAACUUGAAAGUGGCGUGUUUAAAUUUUCUCAUAUACUUUACUUGAAUUAUUGCUGUUGUCACAUUUUUUGCCUCUGUAAAUCCAUCUAAUGAUUGAGCGACAGCAUUUGCCUUUUGGUUUGGGUGGGGGUUUUUUUGUUCUUUUGUGGGGGGUUUUUUUGUUUGUUUUUUGUUUUCUGGGUUUUUUGUUUGGAUAAAAGAGAUGACUUCUGCUCAUUUUGCUUUAGAAUGGUUACCUUAGAAGUAUUUGAGUGGAGCAUGCUGAGUUUCACUGCUGCAAGGCUUUAGUUUUCUCUUAGGCUUUAUGUGAGAUGGACUCAUUGGUAGGAGAAGAGAGGAAGAAGUCCCAGAUAGUAGCCACUCACCAAGACUCAUUCAUACAGCAUGUUAGUGGUAGCUUCUCCUCCACAGGCAGCACUUUUAGAUCCUUUGUGAGCAAGCUGUUUCUGGUCACUGCUUGCCAGAGAUGAACACAGAAAGCUUUGUUUCAUUUUAUAAGAGCUAUCCUUCUGAGUUUCUUUGAAGGGAAACAUUUCAUGUAAUGAAGUUAUAGCGAACACUGGAAAGAUUUAUUAUAAAAUUAUAUUCUUGUAUACUUUGUAAAUUAGUCUCUCAUUAAGUUUUUUUUUUUUCUUUCUUUAA